ACUGGUUGUAAGUGGCCGCCAUUCCGGCCUGUAGCGGCAGAACAUGUAGUCCUGGCCUCUAGCACUAGAAGCUCGACCUCGACCUCGUCGUCGCUGUUAUUGUUGUGGUGGUGUUUUGGAUUAGAGUCUUUGUCUUUGUCGGGGUGUAAUUGACGAAGCAGCUCGUCUACGGCGAAAGUCCCUGACAUGCCUGUGCCGAUGACCACCACGGCCGCCUUGGAUGGGAGAUCCGGCGUCGAGCGGUGGUCUGCAAUUUUGUUGGGAUGGCAUGUUUGCCAAAACGAUGCUGUGGGAUUGGGUGAUGGAAGACUGGCUGGCCCUGUUGUGACUGGGGGAGGGUUGCCGUCGCUCAUGCCUAUGGUUUUGACCCGGCGUACGCUGGCAGAUGUCGGCCCUCGUUGUUUGUCAGGUCGCCGAAGUGCUGAGUUGGACUGUUCCAGCUUCCUGUUUACUAGCCAGAAUUAAGGUGUACUACUAGGAUCGAUGUUCGAGGUGCUUUUUCAAGCUGGUAUCUUCUCGCCAGCCCAAUCCUUGGGGGCCCCCCAACCCGCCGCUUCCACCUUCCCCAGCUUGACUACUAGUAUCGGGAGAUCUUCAGGAUGUGCUCCACUACUACGAGAUAACCACCUCCACCUGGACGGAAGACUUGACCUUGUGAGAGGACAAAUAUAAAAUUACAGCAUCUAUAUUUGCUACGAGGAUGUUACCCCGAGGGAACCGUCGCACCUGGCGCAACGUGCCUCGGUAGCAAGCCGACUUUGGGCGAUGUGGGUUGGAAAACGAUAGUUGGAUUGGACGGAACGCAUGUCCAGUUGUGCUGAUAUUCCCCUACCAACGUGCGAGGCUUUAGAUAGGACAACUACUGCCCAAAGCCGCUGUUGAAUGAAAAGGACACAACCGCAUUGCCUGGGCCAUCUCACGCACCGACUUCGGUGCCCCUGCCGUAAGUUCGUGGACCUGCUGAGGAAGCACUUCAGGCGCUGCAUCGUCAGCAGCACUUUCACAAGAGACAAGGGCAUGGCCCUGCGGUGGAAGUGGUCCAUUCAAGUCGUGAUCAUUCUUCCUCCGUUGUAACAGAAAUUGUCUGCGGUCCAUGGCUCUCUCCCAAACGUACUUCCAAUGAUCCCCGACCUCGUCCUUCCAGCAAAAGUCUCGCAGGAUCUUUUCCAACCGCGGCCACUCACGUGCCUCCAAGUACAUCUCUAAAAUGUGGUCCAUAACUACGUGGGAUUCCGGCAUAGGCGCGACUCGAAGCCCCAAUGCACCGGCGACAGCGAGACUCGCCCAAAUCAUACAGUGUUGCUCCUCUUUUGACAAAUUCGGCGCAUGGCGGGGCAUGGUCUGAAUGAAGUUGCGAAGAAGGGGAUCAUGGAAGAGGCUCAGCGGUUCCAUUCCACGGAGUUGGAACAUGUAUGCAAUGAGGCCAGAUGUAAGAUGAUAUUCAAUGGCUGUCUUGGUCGUCAGGUACAUGCGUUGCAACGAGGAUAAGAUGACUUGAAUCAUGACCUGACGCCUUCCGUGUUCCCGGCGGGCUGCUGGACACACAUGCGCGUCCUGUGGUGCGCUGUCCGGAUCUGCCAAAGUGUUGGCAGCUGAAAUUGAUGCGAGGAGCUUGAUCAUUUGAACCGAUAUCCGAGACCUCAGACUGAGUUCCGAAAGACCGGGUGGGAGUUGCGAGAGAAUCAUACACAACUCGGGCGAAAAGGGUGUCUGAGGGUAAGCCAACGGUUUAUAAAGAUCCAGCUCCUCAAAGGCUUCCUUGGUAUAUGCAGGCGAGUCUGAAGGAACCUCAGGCGCCUGGCCAGUCACAAAAGAUCCCAGAGACUUGUAGACAACCAAGCUGAGCUGUACAAAAGUGACCCAGUCAGACUGUGGCCGUGACUCUCCGACCGGGGUCAACGGACCCCGAAGCUGGAUCAUUUUGUCCAGUCCCUCACAAUGCAUGCGUACUCCGUCAUGGUUGCCAAUUAGGUAUUCCGUUGUCAUCAACAUCGUCACUGUCAAGAGAGCCGCAUCAUCGGUGCAGUCAUCUGACCGGAUUUUGGCAUUGAGACCCGCCAUCGCAUUCCCACGGUGUUGGACGAAUGCAACAUCCUCGAAAGUCGGCCUGCCCAACGAAAGGAGUAUCGAAGCUCUGCAAACUGCGAUGAUGGACUCGAAUAGAACCGAAUGCUUGAGAGCAAAAGGUAGCAGUAAUGAGAGAUGGGGGUUCACCGGGCCAGAGGCCGACGAAGACGCAUUUCCCAUGCCGUUGCAUGUCGUUAUAAAGAAGUCCAUAGUAUGUUGCACGCACUCGGUUGCUUUGAUGGGCAACACCGUGAAUGGAUCGACCCGGAUUCCAUUGGAAGGCAAAGGCUGAACCGGAGAAGGUAUACCUCUGGUGGAUUUGGAGCAUUUCCUCAGCCUAUGCUUUGCGGUUGGUGCCGGACGCGAUGCAGUCUCUUGUGUGUUUGAACUUCGUAGCGGAGACUCAGGAGGAUGCCAUUGUAUAAACCUGUCGGAAGGGACCUUUGAUUCCCAGUGGGAUAGGUCGUAUGUCUUCCAGCGAAUAGUCUUACAUUUGCC
Messenger RNA from Exophiala dermatitidis NIH/UT8656, 2565 nucleotides. RefSeq lists its product as uncharacterized. The transcript has a single exon. NCBI's taxonomy places the organism in Eukaryota, Fungi, Ascomycota, Eurotiomycetes, Chaetothyriales, Herpotrichiellaceae. Bases 1943 to 2359 code for a protein of 138 amino acids. The record is from RefSeq and is a predicted model, not a curated record.